AGACAUUUCUCGACGCGAUGAUGCUCAGACACAGAUCCUCUCUGGGUCGGUCUACCAGGUCGUUCUGGUCGUCGGCAGCAUGUCACGACAAACUUGUCAUGAACAAGUAUAGUCGGGUUGUUACCCAACCAAAAGACCAAGGUGCCAGCCAGGCCAUGCUUUACGCGACGGACGAGAUCUCAUCUGACGAAGACUUCAACAAGGCAAUGGUUGGAGUUGCCAGUGUCUGGUACGAAGGGAACCCAUGCAACAAACACCUGUUGGGUCUCGGACAGGAAGUCAAGGCGUCCUUGCAAAAAGCAGGUCUCAUCGGGUACCAGUUUGGUACUGUCGGCGUCAGCGAUGGCAUUAGCAUGGGCACAAGCGCAAUGUCUUAUUCCCUCCAAUCACGCGACCUUAUUGCCGACCAGGUGGAGACCGCCGCCGGUGGGCAUCAUCUCGACGGGAUGGUUGUAAUACCCGGCUGUGACAAAAAUAUGCCCGGUGUCUUAAUGGCUCUUGGGCGUCUUAAUCGCCCUGGUCUUAUGGUGUAUGGUGGAACUAUUCGAGCAGGCUCGUGUGAGGGUGCUCCCCAACUGGAUAUCGUUUCCGCAUUUCAGGCGUAUGGCAAGUAUCUGCAGGAUGGAAUGACACCCGCAGCCGAAAAUGAGCGAUACAACACCGUCCGGUACGCGUGUCCUGGUCCUGGAGCUUGUGGUGGUAUGUACACUGCGAACACGAUGGCUAGCGCGUCAGAAGCUAUGGGCAUGACUCUUCCCGGAUCUUCAUCUUUCCCCGCUGAAUCUCAAGACAAACACGAGGAAAUAGCCUCCGUGGGAUCAGUCAUGUACAGCUUGAUCUCGAAGAGCAUACUUCCGCGGGAUAUUAUGACACGCUCCGCUUUUGAAAAUGCGAUGGUCUUAACAAUGAUUCUUGGUGGUUCAACUAAUGCCGUCCUGCAUCUGAUUGCUAUCGCUCAUUCAGUCGGCAUCACCCUCACCAUUGAUGACUUCCAGGCAGUCUCAGAUCGCACGCCCUUCCUCGCUGAUAUCAAACCUAGCGGAAAGUAUGUUAUGGAGGACGUGUACAAAGUCGGUGGUAUUCCUAAGGUUCUCGCGUUUCUCCUUAAGAACAAACUUAUUGACGGGAACAAUAUGACCGUCACGGGCCGUACUCUCGGAGAAAAUCUCGACCGAUGGACGCACAAAUAUGGCGAGUUGGAUUCGACACAGGACGUUAUCCGGCCUUUGGACAAACCUAUCAAGUCAACAGGGCAUCUUAGGAUACUGCGAGGAAAUCUCGCUCCGGGAGGUGCGGUUGCCAAGAUAACAGGUAAAGAAGGACUCGGUUUCACCGGUAAAGCUCGGGCAUUCGACAAUGAAAACGACUUCAUCCGCGCUGUGGAGAGCGGUUCUAUCAAAAAGGGUGAUAAGACGGUGGUCAUUCUCAGGUAUCUAGGACCCAAGGGUGGACCUGGUAUGCCCGAGAUGCUAAAGCCGACGAGCCUCAUCAUGGGUGCUGGCCUAGGGCUUGAUGUGGCGUGUCUAACGGACGGACGCUUCAGUGGGGGAUCUCACGGAUUCUGUAUUGGCCAUGUUGUUCCAGAAGCUCAGGUGGGCGGGCCUAUUGCCUUUGUCCGAGAUGGCGAUGUCAUUUCCGUCGACGCCGUGAAAAAUACAAUUGAGCUCCAUGUCUCGGCUGAAGAGCUGGAGGAGAGGAAAAAGGACUGGGUGCCACCUCCGUUGAAGGUGUCACAGGGAACGCUGUACAAGUACGUUAAGACAGUAAUGGAUGCCAGUCGGGGCUGUAUUACAGACUCGUAAGUUGUUUACGAGUGUCAAACUAUGAAAGUGUAUUUUCGUUAUAAUGGUCUUCUGGCUCGAUGCAACGUGUUGUACAUUGUAAACUGAGGACGAAUAUG
This is a messenger RNA of Guyanagaster necrorhizus, 1900 nucleotides long. Its product is annotated as dihydroxy-acid dehydratase. Gene Ontology annotation, cellular component: mitochondrion. NCBI's taxonomy places the organism in Eukaryota, Fungi, Basidiomycota, Agaricomycetes, Agaricales, Physalacriaceae. The transcript is spliced from 11 exons. Gene Ontology annotation, biological process: branched-chain amino acid biosynthetic process. The record is from RefSeq and is a predicted model, not a curated record. Gene Ontology annotation, molecular function: dihydroxy-acid dehydratase activity. Bases 18 to 1802 code for a protein of 594 amino acids.